Messenger RNA from Colletotrichum acutatum, 1052 nucleotides. RefSeq lists its product as uncharacterized. Lineage: Eukaryota; Fungi; Ascomycota; Sordariomycetes; Glomerellales; Glomerellaceae. The transcript is spliced from 2 exons. The coding region runs from base 80 to 910 and encodes 276 amino acids. The record is from RefSeq and is a predicted model, not a curated record.
AUGCAUGAUCUUAUGCGACUCUCGCUGCCUCGGCAUCGGACCCUAACACCGUUUCUCUGCUGUCCUGGCGGAGUGCCUCAUGGGUAACCAGGCAACUCAAAAGUCGGCUUGGCACUCGACGCGUCCUGUCUUUCAUCAGGUUGGGACCAGGUGUUUGCACUACCCCGCCCUCAACUCCUAUGUAACAUACGUUCGCCUGAGGCACCCCGGGGCAGGGAGCCAAGGGCUCAUUGUCAAUCUCGCGCCGGCAUCUCCAUCAAGAACGUGUGCCCGCCUUUCAGGCUUAACCGCGCGAAAUUUAUUCCCCAUAUUUGAACUUCUUAAUUCAUCAGCUGAGCUUCUUCAGCCAACUCGAAAGCUGGCGCGACGAUACCAGAAGAUGAAUGAUUCAAAUCCCACGCCUCUGACAACUGUUGAAUGCCAGCCCACCAAGGAAGGAGUCGACGACGAUGUAAUUUAUUUAGGUACCUACAAAGUGAAGGACUCUCAUCUGACCGCCGAUCACUCUCAAAGCAAGAACGGACGAAACAGCAGACGACCUCGAGACGAGAUAACAUCAAAUCGAUCAGGGCGCCGAAAGAGCCAUCAGAAGACGACCAGUCCAACCUCCACACUGGAAAUACCUGCCGAGAUGACCUACAAGCAUGUCAAACUGGGGGCGACGAAAGACUCUUCUCAACUACGUCAAGCUGUAUAUGGAUUCUUUGACCACACAGGGAGGCUUCGCCAUCGCAUUGAGAGCAGACGACACACAACUAUAGCGGAUCUUGAUCCUUGCUUGAAACCCGCUCUUAUCAGCCAUGACCGAAUAGAAUACCGCUCAUGCUUCCGCGGAUUAUCACUUCGACAAGUCCGAAAAGAGUUGCGCCGCCACAUAGCAAGAGCGCAUGCACUCGAUGGAGAAAUAUAGCAAAACAAGGCAGCUGGAUUUACUUGAGGAAAAGGAGACCAACAAGGCAUCAACCCAGUCCUAUCAGACGGCGGCGCUUAGCCAGCACGCAGAACUUUUUGUUAUUGGACGGACAUAAGCGCCGUGAGGCAUAAGUCAGACG